This is a messenger RNA of Lolium rigidum, 639 nucleotides long. RefSeq names its product transmembrane protein 205-like. The record is from RefSeq and is a predicted model, not a curated record. NCBI's taxonomy places the organism in Eukaryota, Viridiplantae, Streptophyta, Magnoliopsida, Poales, Poaceae. The transcript is spliced from 3 exons. The coding region runs from base 1 to 639 and encodes 212 amino acids.
AUGGGGUGGGCGGCGCGGUUCCUGACGGCGGUCUCGUUCCUCGCCGCGGGCGUCCUCUUCGCGCCGGACGCGCUCCUCGGCGGCAGCCCCGGCCGCCCCGCCGCGGGCGUUGCGGCGGCGAGGCUCGCGCACCUCCUCUGCUUCGCCACCGCCUGGGGCGCCGCGCUCUGGGUCACCUUCAUCGGCGGCAUCGUCAUGUUUAAGAAUUUGCCAAGGCACCAGUUUGGGAAUCUACAGGGGAAGAUGUUCCCAGCCUACUUCAUGUUGAUAUCAGUGUGUUCAGCCAUAUCGGUAGCAGCAUUUGCAUACCUCCACCCAUGGAAGACAGCUUCAACUAUUGAGCGUUACCAGCUGGGAUUCCUUCUUGCGGCCCUUGGUUUUGACCUCUCCAAUCUUCUUGUCUUCACCCCCAUGACCAUCGAGAUGAUGAUGAAGAGGCACAAGAUCGAGAAGGACCUCGGCAUCGGAAGCGAGGUGGGUGGUUCGAGGAAUUCCGACGUUGCGAAGACGAGUCCCGCGCUUGCAGCGAUGAACAAGAAGUUCGGGAUGAUCCACGGGCUGUCGUCGCUGGCAAACAUCAUGGCAUUCGGCAGCCUUGCCAUGCAUUCCUGGCAUCUCGCCAGCAAGCUCAAGCUGUGA